Molecule: messenger RNA, 4270 nt
Organism: Alosa sapidissima (American shad)
Lineage: Eukaryota; Metazoa; Chordata; Actinopteri; Clupeiformes; Clupeidae
Product: dihydropyrimidinase-related protein 5-like
Cellular component (GO): cytoplasm; cytosol
Molecular function (GO): hydrolase activity, acting on carbon-nitrogen (but not peptide) bonds, in cyclic amides
Source: RefSeq, a predicted model, not a curated record
UGGUUUUUCUGUCGAUCUAUCUGUCUAAACGCGCGCGUGGCUCCGCGGCUCGGUCGCGCGGAGCAUCUGCAACUUGCGCUUUGGCAGCUGUCAUCGUCUUGCGCUGAGGGUAGGGUGGUGUUUAACGUGGCAGGAAAAUAAGCAUUUGGAUAUAAUUCCAAAAAGAUGGCCGGGGGGGCGGGCUCCAUGCGCAUCCUGAUCAAGGGCGGCAAGGUGGUCAACGACGACUUCACGCAGGAGGCUGACGUCUACAUCGAGAAUGGCGUCAUCCAGCAGGUGGGCAAGGAGCUGAUGAUCCCGGGCGGUGCCAAGGUGAUCGACGCCUCGGGCAAGCUGGUACUGCCGGGCGGCAUCGACGCCAGCGUGCAUCUGCAGCAGAGCUUCAUGAACGCCACCAUCCAGGACGACUUCUACAGCGGCACCAAGGCUGCACUAAUGGGUGGCACCACUAUGGUGAUAGCCCACGUGCUGCCUGAGAGGGACUCAUCUCUGGUGGACGCAUACGAGAAAUGCCGCUCUCUGGCCGAUGCCAAGGCAUGCUGUGACUACGCCCUGCACAUGGGCGUCACCUGGUGGGGAGUCAAGGUGCGUAACGAGAUGGAGUCCCUGGUGCGCGAGCGCGGGGUCAACUCCUUCCAGAUGUUCAUGGCCUACAAGGACACGCUCAUGCUGCGGGACGCCGAGCUCUUUGAGGCCCUGCAGACGUGCAAGGACAUCGGGGCCGUCCCACGCAUCCACGCAGAGAAUGGAGAACUGGUGGUGGAGGGGGCAAAGGAGGCACUGGACUUGGGAAUCAGUGGACCAGAAGGAAGUGAGAUUAGCCGCCCAGAGGAGCUGGAGGCGGAGGCCACCCACCGAGCCAUCACCAUCGCCAACAGAGCCCACUGCCCCGUGUACCUGGUGAAUGUGGCCAGUACGAGUGCUGGGGAUGUGAUCGCGGCUGCUAAGAUGCAGGGUAAGGUGGUCCAUGCGGAGACGACGGUGGCCCACUCGGUGCUGAGCGGGAUGCACUACUACCACCAGGACUGGGCCCACGCCGCCGCCCACGUCAUGGCUCCACCCCUGCGACUCGACCCCAACACCCCCAACUACCUCAUGAGCCUGCUGGGAAAUGACACUGUGAACGUGGUGGCAUCUGAUCACCGCCCCUUCAGCACCAAGCAGAAGGCCAUGGGCCGCGAUGACUUCACUAAGAUCCCUCACGGCGUGCCCGGGGUGCAGGACCGCAUGAGCGUCAUCUGGGAGAGAGGAGUGGUGGGAGGGAAGAUGGAUGAGAACCGCUUUGUUGCCGUGACGAGCUCCAACGCUGCUAAGAUCUUCAAUCUCUACCCUCGCAAGGGACGCAUCAUCCCAGGGGCCGACGCAGAUGUGGUCGUCUGGGACCCUGAUGCAGCAAAGACCAUCUCUGUGACCACACAGGUACAAGGAGGGGACUUCAACCUGUAUGAGAACCUGCGAUGCCAUGGCGUUCCCCUGGUAACGAUCAGCCGCGGCCGACUGGUGUGUGAGAACGGAGUCUUCAUGUGCGCCGAGGGUUCUGGAAAAUUCUACCCCAUGCGGACCUUUCCAGACUUCCUGUACAAGAAGAUGGUGCAGAGGGAGAAGUGUCAGACACUGAAAGGGGUGGACAGGGCCCCCUAUUCCGGAGAUGUUGCCACGGUAACCAAUUCCUGUAAAAAGGAAGUGUGCCUCCCGGACGGUGACGAGCCCCCGGCCCGUGGUGUGGCCAGACACGGCGGCGUGAGGGACCUGCACGAGUCCAGCUUCAGCCUCUCAGGUUCUCAGGUAGACGACCACGUCCCAAAGAGGUCCUCUGCCCGGAUCCUGGCUCCACCUGGAGGCCGGUCCAGUGGCAUCUGGUAACCAUGGAGACAGCACAUCAGGCUGAGGGCCUCCACUCUGCACCCUUUUUAUCCGUGUGUUUCUCACCCACCCAGAAAUCUGCACUGAUUCUAUAGACAUCCACUGGUUCUUUUCCAACACCUACUACCACAGACAGGGAAUAAAACAGACUAAAGUGGAUAUACCUUUAUGAUUUGCAGUAGGAGAGGGUUUUCAGUAAGAAUGAUGGUCUUCCAUCGAGUGGAACAACAGACCAAGUCUUCUGCCAGUUUAUGUAUUUGCUCAUAGAAAUCCUAAAUGAAUUGUAUUGUAUGUGUUGCUUAUCUAAAUAUCAGAAAGAUAGCACGAGUACUAUUGUGGAUUAGUGGACUGACACCCUAAAUGCACACAGUUAUUGAUACCUUGCAAGGAAAACACUCUCACCCAGGUAUACAAACAUAGACACACAUACACACACAGUGCUGUGCUAUAGAUGUAGGCUAGUCAUGAUACAAUAUAGGCCUUUCCUGGACGUUAUUGUUGUUGUUAGAAAUGGUCCCUUCCUCGGGAGAUUUGUUUUGUGUUAUCCGUCACUUUACGCCUCUCAGCUCCAACUUCUUGUCCAGACCCAAUGAUGAAUCAGUCAUCCCAACCUUGUGUUCACCUUUGUCUACCUUGUCUUAGCACUUACUUGAUGAACGAGAGUAUAUACUUCUACUAGAUUCCACGUUGAACUGUUCAUGUUAAGUUAGAUAUUUUUGUUACGCAGGUUGCAUGUGUGGUGAUGAAGCUCAGCUGCUGCUUCCAUGGCUCAGUGAGAACGGUUUUGUUUCAGAUUCACAUUUUCAGGCCCCCCACUUUGGGUGCACCCACUGGUAUGAGGAGGAGGGAUCUGUGAGAGGAUGUUGCUGACGCAUUGUGAACAUAACGCAUGCUCACCAAGAGCUUUGUGCCUAGCUAUUCACAGUCAGAUAGGAAGGGUUUGGUUACAGUUAUGACAUUAGUAAAAGAACCUGAAGAGUACUGUUAAGUAUUUAAAAAGGUAUUUGACAUGAUUUAAGUACCACAUACUAUUCAGUAGGUUUCCCUGUAAACUAGACUUUGCACUUUGCUUUAUUCACAAAAAAGGGACCAAUUUGCCUGUCCUCUGUUAAACUUCAACAUGAAACACGUGUAACAUUGCUUAGCUGGUGUUUGCCUUUUUUAACGUUCUUUGUAUAACUCCUUUAACAGCUGACCUAUGCAUGCAGACACCAUAUAGCCAAUAUAUGAUCAACAUACGCCAGGUUUUAAUAUUCACAUUGUUUACUUCAUGCUUUAUGGCAUCCCUUAAAGGUGAUUAUAAGUGCUUGUGGAAAUUAUGUCAUUUCUCACGCAUGCAAUACACCUGAAAGUGAUAAGCCCAUAUUUACAUAAUUAGGAAAUAGGGGAGAUCAAAAUACAACACAACCCUUACAACAACAACCCCCCCCCCCCCCCCCCCCCCCCCCCCCGAUAUUCUCCAGAUCAAACCAUUUGUUAGACCAAAAGCUGAGCCUUCAACAUACCUGGUCUUCACUGCCAUUUGUGUUUGCUGUGAGCACUGCACACUAAAAACCUUCUGAAACCCUUAGCCUUAACACACACACACACACACACACACACACACACACACACAAAAUAUGACACACAAUCUAAUGCCAACUCUUUUACAUACCUCCUCUGAACAUCAGGACAUUCUCUGUUCAUAUUUAUUUGUUCAUUCUCACCACUACAACAGCGCUUUUCCUCUUAACCCAGUGGACACUCUUCCACCUGACAUGGGGCAGCUGUGUAGUAUUGCUCAUAACAUCGCUUGGUAUGGACAAAUGGUGUAGGAAACCCACAAUGGCCUGUUGCUCUAAACUCAAACACACAUAACCAACAUGCAUAAAACGAUGUUCAGAGCAUUGCACUAUCGUAAACAGAUUUGGGUAAGGUAUUGGAUGGGCAUCUCUCUCCUUCUCUGCUAAGAGCAGGAGCGUCUGCUGACCAGUGUGACCUCUCCAUUUUUGCACCUGUCCUCUUUAUGUACAUUCACUGCAAAGCAAGAAGCUGAUUGAACCGCACAUAGGCUACUGUUCCACACCUCCUCAGAGAGUUAUGUUUUAGUGUCUUCAUUAUUGUUUACACUUUUAAUGUAAGUUAACAAGGCAGGUUUUUUUUGUUCUGUUUUGUUUCGUGAAGAUAUUUCUUGGCCAAAACCAGUGUUAGUGUUGGUGCUGAUUUAUAAAAAAAAGUAUUUCAAAUUGCCAUGUAUACGUUUAUAUACUUGUUUAUUUCUAGAGUUGUUUUGCCUGUGAAAAGCGCAUUGUGAAAUGGUUUGUGACAGUAUGUGACAGUAGAGAAUUGUGUCGAGAGGUGAAGUAUACCGUUAUGGCUUGUUUCUUAUCACAUGAAAAAGUGCAUAAAUAAAUAACUAUAAUAUACA